This is a messenger RNA of Punica granatum (pomegranate), 2452 nucleotides long. The record is from RefSeq and is a predicted model, not a curated record. NCBI's taxonomy places the organism in Eukaryota, Viridiplantae, Streptophyta, Magnoliopsida, Myrtales, Lythraceae.
CCUUCAUCCGCCCAACCUUUUGUCUGCUUCUGCUUCUGCUUCUGCUUCUGAUUCUGCGUCUCUCUCUCUCUCUCUCUCUCGCUUUAAUACUUUCUCACUGUGACGAAGACUAACAAUAUGAUCUUGAUCUCUCUUUUGCUCUGAUCGUCUCUCCUCGCUGAGCUUUGCUGCACUUCGAUUCUGCAGCUCGCGUUCACAGCACGGCCAUGGCGUCUGAAAUCGAACGAGGAACCGGGAGGGAUUUAGAAAAGGGGCUCAUAAUGACACCAGAACCCAGUCAAAAUAGUACUGCUGAUCCGUCACCUACACCAUCCCCAUCAUCAGUCCCACCUGCUCUUGUUCUAUCCAAUUCUGGGAAGAGGAUCGAUCAGGCUGGUAAGAAGAAGUAUGUCAAACAAGUGACUGGCCGCCACAACGACACCGAGCUUCACUUGGCAGCACAGCGUGGUGACCUUGCAGCAGUGAGACAGAUUCUCGAUGAUAUUGAUUCGCAAAUGGUUGGGACCUUGAGUGGUGCAGAGCUGGAUGCUGAGGUUGCAGAGGUUAGGGUAUCCGUGGUGAAUGAGGUGAAUGAAUUAGGAGAGACAGCUUUAUUCACUGCGGCAGAUAGAGGGCAUCUGGAAGUGGUGAAGGAAUUGUUGAAGUAUUCAAAUAAGGAGUGUCUUAUGAAGAAGAACCGGUCUGGCUUUGAUGCCUUACAUAUAGCUUCAAGUCAAGGACAUCAUGCCAUUGUGCAGGUGUUACUAGAUCAUGACCCGGGGCUCAGCAAAACACUAGGCCCCUCAAGCGCAACCCCUCUAAUAUCUGCAUCCACAAGAGGACAUACAGCGGUCGUAAAUGAACUCCUUGCAAAGGAUUGCAGCUUGAUAGAGAAUACUAGGACCAAUGGGAAGAAUGCACUGCAUUUAGCUGCUCGACAGGGUCAUGUUGAGAUUGUCAAAGCAUUGCUUGAUAAAGAUUCUCAGUUGGCCCGAAGGACUGACAAAAAAGGACAAACUGCAUUGCAUAUGGCUGUUAAAGGUCAGAGUUGUGAGGUGGUAAGGUUACUCCUCGAGGCCGAUGCUGCUAUAGUGAUGCUUCCGGACAAGUUUGGCAACACUGCGUUGCAUGUUGCAACCAGAAAAAAGAGAGUAGAGAUUGUGAAUGAAUUGCUAAUGCUUCGUGACACAAACGUAAAUGCCCUAACCAGAGACCAUAAGACAGCUUUGGACAUAGCGGAAGAUCUUCCCCUGUCUGAAGAAUCCGCAGACAUAAGAGACUGCCUGACACGCUAUGGUGCAGUCAGAGCCAAUGAACUAAAUCAACCAAGAGAUGAACUGAGGAACACUGUAACUCAAAUCAAGAAAGAUGUCCAUACACAGCUUGAACAGACCAAAAGAACCAAUAAGAAUGUUCACAACAUAUCUAAAGAGCUCAGGAAACUCCACCGAGAGGGGAUCAACAACGCGACGAACUCUGUGACUGUGGUGGCAGUUCUAUUCGCAACAGUAGCCUUUGCGGCUAUAUUCACAGUGCCUGGUGGUGAUCAAGAUACUGGAAUGGCUGUAGUGGUGAAGAGAACUUCUUUUAAGAUCUUCUUCAUCUUCAAUGCGAUAGCCCUUUUCACAUCUUUAGCUGUUGUGGUGGUUCAAAUCACUUUGGUUCGAGGUGAGACGAAAGCAGAGAGGAGAGUUGUGGAGGUUAUAAAUAAGUUGAUGUGGUUGGCUUCUGUUUGCACUUCAGUGGCAUUCAUUGCUUCGUCCUACAUUGUUGUUGGUAGGAAGCACGAGUGGGCUGCAAUUCUGGUCACAGUUAUCGGGGGAGUUAUUAUGGCUGGAGUUUUGGGAACUAUGACUUAUUAUGUUGUGAAGUCAAAACGGUCACGGUCAAUGAGGAAGAGGGUGAAGUCUGCGAAAAGGAGCGGGUCCAAUUCAUGGCUUCCCUCUGACUUCUCUAAUUCAGAAGUUGAUAAGAUCUAUGCUCUUUAACUCAAAGGACUUCGAAUUGGGCACCGUGCAACUCUGUUGGAGAAGGGUAAGAAAUAAAAUCAAGACUCAAGAGAUGAUCUGCGGAUUCUAUUCCCAGGUUGAUGGAUUUGAAUGGAUGGUAUUUCGAAUAUUGAGGGCACCUACUUUGCUCGCUCCAGUACGCUGUAUGUGGGGAUCAUGAGAGGCCUUUUGCUCCUGAUAAAUCUCGAGAGUGUAAAAGCGGGAAACCAACGUGAUCGAAUGUUGGGUCUGGCCUCCUGACUUAUGCGCAGCAAUAAUCAGGUAGAUUAGAUUUAAGAAUUGCUCGCUAGUGUUAUGUCUUUCUGUGGAGGAUUUAAGACUUGUAGAAAAGUUUCGUUAUUAUGCCUUAGUUAUGGCGGUGUAAGAGAAGGUCUAUGGCCUGUGACCAAAUUGCUCUCACCUUGAAUGGAUGGUGAUUCCUUAUCAUAUUGACAAAUCUCUUGAGAUGCUUCUCAGUUUUUUUU